This is a messenger RNA of Angiostrongylus costaricensis, 411 nucleotides long. Lineage: Eukaryota; Metazoa; Nematoda; Chromadorea; Rhabditida; Metastrongylidae. The record is from the annotation of a GenBank genome assembly.
AUGGAUGGUCAUGACUUGCGUGAAAUAAACCCUACCCAUCUACGUUCUCAUAUGGCUCUGGUAUCGCAAGAGCCGACCCUUUUCGAUACAUCAAUUAGAGAGAAUAUCGUCAAUGGCUUGCCACCAGGAUUUGUCAGUGAAGCCGCUAUUUUGGACGCCGCACAAAAAGCCAAUAUCCACAACAUCAAUAAAUUACUAGGAUGUGCCAUGAAUUCGACCCCAUUAGACAUCGGUUACAAUACGCGAGCUGGAGAAAAGGGGACACAGCUAUCCGGUGGCCAGAAACAGCGCACAGCUAUCGCAAGAGCACUAAUCAAAAAUCCAAAGAUUUUAUUGCUAGACAAAGCGACCAGUGCUCUUGACACGGAAAGCGAAAGUUCGAAAGCACAACUUGAACUAUCACUCUCAUGA